AUGACCUACAUUUCUGACCGUAGAAUUAAGUGGAAAAGAGAGGUCUCUGGUGGAGAAGAGGAUGAAGAUGGAGGGGAGCAAGGCACCAGUGGAGAGAGUGAGCCUGAACCGAAGAAAGUUAAAGCAAGAAGACCUGUCCAAAGGAGAACAGUGGCCAAAACUGGUGUUAAAAAGCCCCACAAAAUCCAGCGUGGGAAGAGAAAGAAACCAGACUCCUCUGAAGAUGACGAUGAUGACGAAGACGAUGAGACCCCCAAGAGACAAACUCGACGAAGAGCAGCCAAAAAUGUCAGUUACAAAGAGGAUGAUGAUUUUGAGACGGAUUCUGAUGACCUGAUAGAGAUGACUGGGGAAGGAGCUGAUGAACAACAAGACAACAGUGAAACUAUUGAGAAAGUCUUGGACAUCAGGCUUGGAAAAAAGGGAGCCAUUGGUGCUUCCACCACAGUGUAUGCAACUGAAGCCAACGGCAACCCCAGCGCGGACUUCGAUCCGGAGAAGGAUGAGGGAGAAGUUCAGUACCUGAUCAAAUGGAAAGGCUGGUCCUACAUCCAUAGCACGUGGGAGAGUGAAGAGUCCUUGCAGCAGCAGAAAGUGAAGGGCCUGAAAAAGCUAGAAAACUUCAAGAAAAAAGAGGAGGAGAUCAAGCAAUGGCUGGGCAAGGUAUCACCUGAAGAUGUAGAAUAUUUCAACUGCCAACAAGAGCUGGCUUCAGAGCUGAACAAACAGUAUCAAAUAGUGGAGAGAGUAAUUGCUGUGAAGACCAGCAAGUCUGCCACGGGACAUUCAGAUUUCCCAGCAAACAGUCGCAAAACAUCCUCAAAUGACCCUGAAUACCUGUGUAAGUGGAUGGGGCUGCCCUAUGCCGAGUGCAGCUGGGAAGAUGAGGCUCUGAUAAGCAAGAAAUUUCAGCACUGCAUCGACAGCUUCAACAAUCGUAACAACUCCAAAACGAUUCCCACCCGGGACUGCAAGGUAUUGAAGCAGAGACCAAGGUUUGUUGCCUUGAAGAAACAGCCCUCGUACAUCGGCGGUGAGAACCUGGAGCUGCGCGAUUACCAGCUGGAAGGUCUCAACUGGCUCGCUCACUCCUGGUGCAAGAACAACAGUGUAAUCCUGGCUGACGAAAUGGGACUAGGCAAAACGAUUCAGACAAUAUCAUUCCUGUCGUACCUAUUCCAUCAGCACCAGCUCUAUGGCCCUUUCCUGGUGGUUGUGCCCUUGUCCACUCUCACCUCUUGGCAGAGAGAGUUUGAAGUGUGGGCGCCAGAGAUAAACGUGGUGGUUUACAUUGGAGACCUCAUGAGCAGGAACAUGAUACGUGAAUAUGAGUGGAUCCAUUCUCAGUCUAAAAGACUGAAAUUCAAUGCACUUAUCACAACCUACGAGAUCCUCCUCAAGGAUAAGACUGUUUUGGGAAGUAUUAACUGGGCCUUUCUAGGCGUGGAUGAAGCCCAUCGGUUGAAAAAUGAUGACUCUCUGCUGUACAAAACAUUGAUUGAUUUCAAGUCCAACCACAGGCUGCUGAUCACUGGCACCCCUCUUCAAAAUUCACUCAAGGAACUCUGGUCCCUGCUGCAUUUCAUCAUGCCAGAGAAGUUUGAGUUCUGGGAGGAUUUUGAAGAGGAUCAUGGGAAAGGUAGAGAGAAUGGCUACCAGAGCCUUCACAAAGUCCUGGAGCCAUUUCUCCUACGCAGAGUGAAGAAGGAUGUGGAGAAAUCUUUGCCAGCCAAAGUGGAGCAGAUCCUCCGGGUGGAAAUGUCUGCUCUGCAGAAACAGUAUUACAAGUGGAUUUUGACAAGAAACUACAAAGCUCUUUCAAAGGGAACAAGGGGUAGCACAUCUGGUUUCCUAAACAUUGUGAUGGAAUUGAAAAAGUGCUGCAACCACUGCUACCUUAUCAAACCUCCUGAGGAAAACGAGAGAGAGAAUGGCCUUGAGACCCUGCAGUCUCUGAUCAGGAGCAGUGGAAAGCUAAUUCUCUUGGACAAACUGCUGACCAGGCUGCGGGAGAGAGGCAACAGAGUGCUGAUCUUCUCCCAGAUGGUGAGGAUGCUGGACAUCUUGGCAGAGUAUCUGACUAUCAAACACUACCCUUUUCAGCGCUUGGACGGCUCGAUCAAGGGGGAGAUCCGAAAACAGGCGCUCGACCACUUCAACGCUGACGGCUCCGAGGACUUCUGUUUCUUGUUGUCAACACGAGCUGGAGGGCUGGGAAUUAAUUUGGCCUCUGCUGAUACUGUUGUUAUCUUUGACUCAGACUGGAACCCCCAAAAUGAUCUCCAGGCUCAGGCCCGAGCUCACCGCAUUGGACAAAAGAAGCAGGUGAAUAUUUACCGCCUGGUCACAAAGGGGACAGUGGAAGAGGAGAUCAUUGAGAGAGCCAAGAAGAAAAUGGUGCUGGAUCAUUUGGUUAUCCAGCGCAUGGACACCACUGGCCGCACUGUUCUGGACAACAACUCUGGGAGGUCCAACUCAAAUCCUUUCAACAAAGAGGAGCUGACAGCUAUUCUGAAGUUUGGAGCUGAAGAUCUCUUCAAAGAACUUGAAGGGGAAGAGUCAGAGCCUCAGGAGAUGGACAUCGAUGAGAUCCUGCGUCUGGCUGAAACACGGGAGAAUGAAGUGUCCACCAGUGCCACUGACGAGCUCCUCUCCCAGUUCAAGGUCGCCAACUUUGCAACCAUGGAAGAGGAGGAGACAGAGCUGGACGAGCGGUCCCAAAAGGACUGGGAUGAUAUUAUUCCAGAGGAGCAGAGGAAAAAGGUGGAGGAGGAAGAAAGGCAGAAAGAGUUGGAGGAAAUCUACAUGCUGCCUCGAAUCCGGAGCUCGACUAAAAAGGCUCAGACAAAUGACAGUGAAUCAGAUGCAGAAACUAAGAGAAGGCUUCAGAGAUCAUCUGGAUCAGAAAGCGAGACUGACGACACCGAUGACGAGAAGAGACCAAAGCGCAGGGGACGGCCUCGGAGUGUUAGAAAAGAUACUGUGGAAGGAUUUACUGAUGCUGAAAUCAGGAGGUUUAUCAAGGCUUACAAGAAGUUUGGAUUGCCUCUUGAACGACUGGAGUGUAUUGCUCGGGAUGCUGAGCUGGUGGAUAAGUCUGUGGCUGAUCUGAAACGGUUAGGGGAGCUCAUCCACAACAGUUGUGUGUCAGCAAUGCAAGAAUAUGAGGAGCAGCUGAAAGAAAAUCCAGGGGAAGGGAAAGGACCUGGAAAGAGACGAGGUCCUACUAUCAAGAUUUCUGGUGUCCAAGUCAAUGUGAAAUCCAUCAUCCAGCAUGAAGAGGAGUUUGAAAUGCUGCAUAAAUCCAUUCCCACGGACCCAGAGGAAAGGAAGAAGUACCGCCUGACGUGCCGUGUCAAAGCUGCUCAUUUUGAUGUAGACUGGGGAGUGGAGGAGGAUUCUCGCUUGUUAGUGGGAAUUUACGAGCAUGGUUAUGGAAACUGGGAGCUAAUUAAAACAGAUCCGGAAUUGAAGUUAUCCGAUAAGAUCCUACCUGUUGAGACUGAUAAGAAACCUCAGGGAAAACAGCUCCAGACUCGAGUUGAUUAUCUACUGAAACUGCUGAAGAAAGAUCUAGACAAGAAAGAAAACAUGAAAGAUGGGGAAGAGGGCAAGCUAAAGAAGAGGAAACCACGAGUAAAGAAAGAGAACAAGGCUCCCAAAGUCAAAGAUGAGCAUGGGAAUGAACUCUCCUCUCCUCGGCACUCAGACAACCAGUCAGAAGAAGGUGAAGUCAAGGAGGAUGGCUUGGACAAGAGCCCUGUGAAAAAGAAACAGAAGAAGAAAGAGAACAAAGAGAACAAGGAAAAGCAGACAUCCACUAAGAAGGAAAAGGAAAGUGAUAAAGAGAAAAAGAAGACAAAAGACAAGAAAGAGAAGCCUAAAGGUGGUGAGGCCAAAUCUGGAAGUAAAGGGAAGAGAUCACAAGGUCCUGUGCACAUUACUGCAGGGAGUGAGCCGAUCCCCAUUGGAGAAGAUGAGGAUGAUGAUCUGGACCAAGAAACAUUCAGCAUAUGCAAGGAAAGGAUGAGACCAGUCAAAAAAGCACUGAAGCAACUUGAUAAGCCUGAUAAGGGACUGACAGUUCAAGAACAGCUGGAGCACACACGCAACUGCCUCCUAAAAAUUGGUGAUCGCAUCUCUGAGUGCCUUAAAGCCUACACUGACCAGGAUCACAUCAAGCUAUGGAGAAGGAACCUAUGGAUAUUUGUGUCAAAAUUCACAGAAUUUGAUGCCAGGAAACUACACAAACUCUACAAGAUGGCUCAUAAGAAAAGAUCACAGGAAGAGGAGGAGCAGAAAAAGAAGGAGGACAUGUCCAGCAUGAAGAAGCCGUUCCGCCCAGAGCCUUCAAGCUCCAGCCGCGAUUCCGUGAUGUCCCAGUCUCACGUGCCUCACAAUCCUCAUUCCCAGAAGAUCCAUAUGCCCCCUUCCCACACCCAGCAGCAGAUGCAUGGGCACCCACGUGACAACUAUGGCCAUCCAAACAAGAGGCACUUCAGCAACACAGACCGAGGAGACUGGCAGAGGGAUCGAAAGUUCAACUAUGGUGGCAACAGCAACCAGAUGUGGGGUGGGGAACGGCACCACCAGUACGAGCAGCACUGGUACAAGGACCACCACUACGGGGACCGGCGAUCCCGUGGGGAUCCUCACCGGAGCUCUGGGAACUACAGACCAAAUAACCUCUCCCGCAAGAGGCCGUACGAGCAGUACAACAGCGACCGAGACCACAGAGGCCACCGAGACUAUUACGACAGGCACCACCACGAUUCCAAACGUCGACGAUCCGAUGACUUCAGGCCUCAGAACUACCACCAGCAGGAUUUCCGACGGAUGUCUGAUCACAGACCACCCAUGGGAUACCAUGGCCAAGGACCUUCGGACCACUACCGGUCCUUCCACACAGACAAACUGGGAGACUACAAACAGCCCCUCCCUCCGUCUCACCCCGGAGUGUCGGACCCUCGCUCACCCCCCUCUCAGAAAUCCCCACACGAUUCCAAGUCACCUCUCGAUCACAGGUCACCUCUGGAUAGGUCAUUGGAACAGAAAAACAAUCCAGAUUAUAACUGGAACAUUCGGAAAGUAUAA
Molecule: messenger RNA, 5094 nt
Organism: Acanthisitta chloris (rifleman)
Lineage: Eukaryota; Metazoa; Chordata; Aves; Passeriformes; Acanthisittidae
Gene: CHD2
Product: chromodomain helicase DNA binding protein 2
Exons: 34
Coding region: 1-5094 (1697 amino acids)
Biological process (GO): regulation of transcription by RNA polymerase II; nucleosome organization
Cellular component (GO): nucleus; chromatin
Molecular function (GO): ATP hydrolysis activity; histone binding; DNA binding
Source: RefSeq, a predicted model, not a curated record